AUGCCCGAACCAUCACUCGCUGGCAAGACGUUUGUAGUCACUGCCGCAGCAGCAGGCAUCGGCUUUGCUACUACAAAGCUCCUGCUCGACUCUGGUGCAAAUGUGGGAAUGAGCGACAAGGACGGCGAGGCGUUGCAACUUGCCGCUGCAAAGUUCGACCCCCAAGUCACUGCCCGAGUCCUGACUGGCGUGGUAGACGUGGCCAGCCGCGCUGCCGUCCGAGCCUUUAUUCACGAGACACGAAACCAUUUCAACGGCCUCGAUGGCAUCGCUAGUGUCGCCGGUGUGUCUGGCAGGAAGUUUGGAGCACAAAAUGUCUGGGACAUCCCCGAGGACGAGUACGACUACAUCAUGGACGUGAAUCUGAGGGGGCUUUUCAAUAUUCUGGGCGAGUCCAUGAAGCCAGGCGUCAUGAGUCGUCCGGGGGCAAUAGUAGCCGUUGGAAGCGAGUACUCUUUCAGAGGGUCGAAAGGUUGUUCUCUCUAUGCGGCAUCCAAGCAUGGACUUCUGGGCAUGGUCAAAAGCGUGGCUCAUGAGGCCGGUGCGGGACCAGAAGGCAUUAGAGUCAAUGCAGUACUCCCUGGCCCCACCGACACGCCGGCCCGUCGAGCUGUCAUGGAAAUGGUCGGCAAGGAGCGUGAUUCCACAAAGAGGCGUCCGUUGGGAAGACCUGCUGAUCCAGAGGAACUUGCAGAGAUUAUUCUAUUCUUACUGAGCCCGAAAAGUAGCGUUGUUACUGGGGCGGCUUGGACUGCUGAUGGUGGUGCAGCUAGCUAA
This is a messenger RNA of Pestalotiopsis fici W106-1, 777 nucleotides long. RefSeq lists its product as uncharacterized. Bases 1 to 777 code for a protein of 258 amino acids. Gene Ontology annotation, molecular function: oxidoreductase activity. The transcript has 2 exons. The record is from RefSeq and is a predicted model, not a curated record. Lineage: Eukaryota; Fungi; Ascomycota; Sordariomycetes; Amphisphaeriales; Sporocadaceae.